Messenger RNA from Auxenochlorella protothecoides, 1401 nucleotides. RefSeq names its product Bystin. The record is from RefSeq and is a predicted model, not a curated record. Gene Ontology annotation, biological process: rRNA processing. NCBI's taxonomy places the organism in Eukaryota, Viridiplantae, Chlorophyta, Trebouxiophyceae, Chlorellales, Chlorellaceae. Gene Ontology annotation, cellular component: preribosome, small subunit precursor; cytoplasm; nucleolus. The transcript has 5 exons. Bases 1 to 1401 code for a protein of 466 amino acids. Gene Ontology annotation, molecular function: snoRNA binding.
AUGGUGAAGAAGCGGAGGCAGCCGGACGUCUACCAUAAGCAGAAUCUGGGCGAUGAGCUCGAGAACCCAGAAAACUUUGGCGUGCGGACCAAGCCCCGGGGCCAGAAGAGGACAAAGAACGGCGACAAUGAGGCUGCUGGCUACAACAGCGCCGAUGAGGACGUUGAGCAGAGCCUGCCAGCCGACAUCAGCCACCGCGUCCUGAGGGUGGCUCGUGAACAGGCCGAGGAGAUGGCGGCGGUGGGGUCCGGCGAGGGCGCCGGCGUGGCCUCCAAUGCGGCCUCGCUGGCAGCCCUGCGUGAGUCUGACAGCGACGAUGAGGGUGGCUUCUCCCCGGGUCCCGGCAGUGCCUGGGGUGACGAGGAUGAUCUGGAUCAGGAGGAGAUCAGCCCCGAGGAUGAGGCCGCGCUGGCCGCCUUCAUGCGCCCCGCCGGCGCAAAACAGAAGACCCUGGCCGAUGUCGUUGCUGAAAAGCUUGGCCAGGCAGGCGGCGGCACCGGGCUGACAUCUGACCCCAGCACCCGAGUCACACCCGCGGGGCUGGACGAGCGGUUGGUGGAGAUCUUCCGGGGCGUGGGCGCGCUGAUGUCGCGCUACACCGUGGGCAAGCUGCCCAAGGCCUUCAAGGUCAUCCCCACCCUGAAGAACUGGGAGGAGGUCCUGGCCCUGACCGAGCCAGAGGCCUGGAGCCCGCACGCCAUCUACCAGGCCACCCGCAUCUUUGUCUCCAACCUCAAUCAACGCCUGAGUCAGCGCUUCCUAGCGUUGGUGCUGCUCCCGGCGGUCCGCCGCGACAUCCGGGAGAACAAGAAGCUGCACUUUGCCCUCUUCCAGGCCCUGCGCAAGGCUACCUACAAGGCAGCCGCCUUCUAUAAAGGCCUGCUCCUGCCCCUCUGCUCCUACGGCUCCUGCACCCUGCGUGAGGCCGUCAUCUUCUCCAGCGUCCUGCGCCGCACCAGCAUCCCCGUCCUGCACUCCGCCGCCGCCCUCCUGCGCAUCGCUGAGAUGGAGUACAGCGGCACCAACAGCUUCUUCAUCCGCGUGCUGCUGGACAAGAAGUACGCGCUGCCCUACCGCGUCAUCGACGCGCUGGUGGACCACUUCACGCGCUUCGCGCACGAGGAGCGUGCCCUGCCUGUGGUCUGGCACCAGGCCCUGCUCUGCUUCGUGCAGCGGUACAAGAAUGAGAUCCGGGCGGAGGACAAGGAGGCCCUGCGCCGCCUGCUCAGCCGGCAGAGUCACCACCUCGUGACCCCUGAGGUGCUGCGAGAGCUGGACGCAGGGCGGUCUCGCGGUCAGAAGCCAGCGGCGGGGGAGGGGGCGGGCGCCCAGUCGCGCACCGCGUCGCAUGUGCGGGAGGACCCGGCCAAGCUCGCGCCCCUCAUCCUCAUGGAGGACUGA